Molecule: messenger RNA, 606 nt
Organism: Lolium perenne
Lineage: Eukaryota; Viridiplantae; Streptophyta; Magnoliopsida; Poales; Poaceae
Molecular function (GO): nucleic acid binding
Source: RefSeq, a predicted model, not a curated record
AUGGUCAAGCUUGCGCGCGCCCUCGACUUCCCUCGAUCUGAAGUCUACUACGAUGUCAUGGAGAAGAUAAAUUUCAAGAUCACGUACACCCUCCGUGCGAAGAGGGUGGAGAGGUGGAUCCGCGCCGUCAAGAGGGAUUUCCUCGACGCCGCGGAAAUCAAGGUCGUGGGCUUGGACUGCGAGUUCACCGACCCUCGCAAGGGUAACCAACGCGCCGCCAUCCUGCAACUCUCCGUCGCGCAACAUACUCCGGCCUACAAAAUUAUAAUUCCAUCUGCGAUCAACCUCCAGCAGAUCCUCCAGAACCCCUUCCCAAAAAAGAAUACUCCGAGUUUAUAUGAUUUGGCAAAUCAUUAUAUUGGGACGGGUCUCGAGCAGAAGAAAAAGUUUAAUUAUAAGAAGAACAAGCCACCGAACACCCCCAAAGAAUUAGAAGAAAAGGCACUGAUUUUUGGAUGGAGCGAUUUUCCCUUGAGCCAUAAGCAUAAACAACUGCAGUAUGCCGCUCUCGACGCUCGCCUCGGCUUCGAGCUGAGUCGGGGGCAUUUCCGGGCACUUGGCUACAAUAGCCAGCUGGAUCGCCUCGGACUUAAUAUUUAUGAGUAG